UUUUUGAAACUGACAAAAUCACAGCCAAGCAUUUGCUUCUGUGUCUUGUUUCCCACUUCCACGCUUGAGACUUUAACCAGGACGGCACUAUGUCUUACCCUUAUUCCAGAACCCCAAGUGUUUAUGGAGGAGCCGGUGGUCGAGGAACCCGGAUCUCUGCAUCACCUUCUUCACCAAGGGGCUUCAACCUAGCUGAUGGUUUAGACCCGUCCACUGAUGAGAAGGGCACCAUGCAGAAUCUGAAUAACCGCCUGGCGUCCUACCUAGAGAAAGUGCGUUCACUGGAGAAGGCCAACGCUGAGCUGGAGCAGAAGAUCAGAGAGCGGUGUGAAAAUCGCCCUGAUGUCACAUUCGACCACACCAUCUUCCUGGACCCCAUCAAGGACCUGAAGAACAAAAUUCAGUUAGCUUCCCAGGAAAAUGCCACAUUAAUCCUGGCUGCGGAUAAUGCCAAACUGGCAGCUGAUGACUUUAAGCUAAAGUAUGAGAAUGAGCUGGCCAUGCGUCGGGCCAUUGAAGCCGACACCGCCAAUCUGAGGAAACUUCUGGAUGAGUUUAUCUUGAGACGGUCGGAUCUGGAGAUAGAGACUGAGGCUCUGAACGAAGAGCUCAUCAUACUGAAGAGAAACCACGAGGAGGUACGAUAUAUGACACAUAUUUCCCAUCCUUGUCUUUCUGAACAGUCUUCGGUGUGGUUAUAUGCCCAUUCUGUCUCAUUAAAAAAUAAGUGAGUUAAAAAUAAACAG
Molecule: messenger RNA, 746 nt
Organism: Carassius auratus (goldfish)
Lineage: Eukaryota; Metazoa; Chordata; Actinopteri; Cypriniformes; Cyprinidae
Product: keratin, type I cytoskeletal 13-like
Exons: 3
Coding region: 90-731 (213 amino acids)
Cellular component (GO): cytoskeleton
Molecular function (GO): structural molecule activity
Source: RefSeq, a predicted model, not a curated record